This is a messenger RNA of Chelmon rostratus (copperband butterflyfish), 4055 nucleotides long. Its product is annotated as serine/threonine-protein kinase ICK-like. Lineage: Eukaryota; Metazoa; Chordata; Actinopteri; Chaetodontiformes; Chaetodontidae. Gene Ontology annotation, cellular component: nucleus; cytoplasm; cilium. Gene Ontology annotation, biological process: cilium assembly; intracellular signal transduction; intraciliary transport. The record is from RefSeq and is a predicted model, not a curated record. The transcript is spliced from 14 exons. Gene Ontology annotation, molecular function: protein serine/threonine kinase activity; ATP binding. Bases 345 to 2285 code for a protein of 646 amino acids.
AGGAGCUUUCCGACGAAAGGGCCUGGAUGAAAUAAUAUUUAUGUUGUGUGCUGGACUCACUGGAUGCGGUUAUCCGCCUCUCGACGGUAUCACUCAUCCGAUUGUUCCGCUAAGUCAUUUGUUGAACAUCGACUACGAAUGCUCGGCUAUGUGUUGCUGUCGGUUUGACGUGAGGAGGCUAGCAGGAGGCAAGUCCAUGACACCAUGAGUCCUCCAGCUCUGCCUGUAGUCUUCUGCUGUUGUCACAGGAAAAUUUGGUUGCAUUCAGCAGCCAGAGACAAAAACAUCUCUAUUUUCCAACCAUAUUAUCUGCCCCCGGAUGAUGCUAUGGAAGGACAAGCAUAAUGAAUAGAUACACUACCAUCAGACAGCUCGGGGAUGGCACCUACGGCUCAGUCAUCCUUGGCCGCAGUCUGGAGUCAGGAGAGCUAGUUGCCAUAAAGAAAAUGAAAAGAAAAUUCUACUCCUGGGAAGAAUGCAUGAACCUUCGUGAAGUCAAGUCCUUAAAGAAACUCAACCAUGCUAACGUGAUCAAACUUAAAGAGGUCAUUCGAGAAAAUGAUCACUUGUACUUUAUAUUUGAGUACAUGAAGGAAAAUUUAUAUCAGCUGAUGAAAGACAGGACACGGUUCUUUCCUGAAUCUGCUGUGAGAAAUAUUAUGUUUCAGAUACUACAGGGGCUCGCUUUCAUUCAUAAACAUGGGUUUUUUCACAGGGACAUGAAACCUGAGAAUCUUCUGUGCAUGGGCCCAGAGCUGGUGAAAAUAGCUGACUUUGGGCUUGCCCGAGAAAUCAGAUCUCGACCACCAUACACAGACUAUGUCUCGACCAGAUGGUACAGAGCCCCAGAGGUGCUCCUCAGAUCCACGUCCUACAGUUCACCCAUAGACCAGUGGGCAGUUGGCUGCAUCAUGGCAGAGCUUUAUACCCUCAGGCCUCUUUUCCCGGGCUCCAGUGAAGUAGACACUAUAUUCAAGAUUUGCCAAGUCUUGGGUACACCAAAGAAGAACGAUUGGCCGGAGGGAUACCAGCUGGCAAGUGCUAUGAAUUUCCGUUGGCCUCAGUGUGUUCCCAGCAAUCUGAAGACACUGAUCCUGAAUGCCAGUCCUGAAGCCAUCCAUCUGAUGACAGACUUGCUCCAGUGGGAUCCCAAGAAGAGGCCAGCUUCUGCCCAGGCUCUCAGGUACUCUUACUUCCAUGUGGGCCAGGCUUUGGGCACUCCUCAGCAGAUCCUGGAGCAGGGCAGACCUCAGCCAGGCCUUGUGCCGUUGCAGGCUCCUUUGCAGUCACAACAGAUGCUGCAGCAGCAACCGCUGCUGCUGAAGCCCGUGCCCCCCUCCCAGCCUCCACCUCCCAACCAACACUGCUCCCCCUCCAGGCCUCUGCAGCAGAUCCAGCCCUCCCCUGUAUCCGCAGCUGCCCAGGCGGCAGUGUACCAACGGCACACAGACCUGGUGCGAGAGCAGCAACCGAAGCACAUUCUGAAGCAGGAACAGACCGAAGGAACGCCACAGAGCCACCUUCCUUACAUCAUUGACAAGACUCUCCAGAGCAAGCAAACCCGACAGGAGUCAGAAAAUACAAACCUACUGAGCUAUCAGUUGAAGCCCAAAGGAGGGCGGCGGCGUUGGGGUCAUGGCACAGGACACCUUAAGGGUGAAGACUGGGAUGACUACGAAGAAACUGAUCUGACAUCUAUAAGUAUUCUUGGGAAAAGUAACUUCUCCACAGAGAAAUCGAGGCAGGGGGAGGAUGCAUUGAGCAGAUUUGGAAGUGUUCUGGAUUUCAGUCGACCCAAGGCAAAGGAAGAUGCACCUUUAAACCUGAACAAAACUACUGCCUACCAGGAGCCAUCAAGAACCGCUUCUGCUAAACAGCAUUAUUUGAGACAGUCAAGAUAUUUGCCUGGCAUUAGCACAAAGAAGAACGUGCCAAUAAAUGCCAGCAAGGACUACACUGGAAGCCAUCUCUGGGGCAACAGUAGUAUUCCAUUUGGAGGGACUCUGCCGAGCAGAGGCGCUCAUGGUACAAACACAAUCCCAGGGGGAUACAUGCCAUCAUUUUACAAAAAAGACCUUGGUUCUGCUGGUCACAGAGGGCAUCAUGGUCCUUCAGUGGAAUCAACAGCAUCAAAUUAUGCAACGUGGCAGUCUGGCCGUAGUCCGAUGAACACCUCUACAAGUAUGCUGUCUGCCAACAAGAACACGCCUGGGCUGCUGCCUCGCCCACCGGUACAGACCAUCCACGGGCGAACAGACUGGUCUGCCAAAUAUGGACACCGCUAGUGCCCUCCCUGGAGCUCUGAUCUGUGCCCAGGAAGAGAUAUCCAUGCGCCUAAGAACUUUUUCACCCCCAAAGAAUAGGCCUAGUUGUUUUAUAAUCCAAAUCUGUACAUACAUCUUACACAGCAAUAAUUUUUUUUCAUUGUGUGUAUUGUGGAUGUUGUGAGUUGUAAAAUAUCAAAGUGUAUGUGUAUAGCUAAAUGCAGCCCGCCAAAAUUUGAGCCCAGAUUUGCUCCUCAGUGUUUUAUUUUGUAUUUCUGUAACAUAAUUACUGUCCUACAGAGGAUGCGCCUGUACCCUCAGUUUUGUAUCAGAUUUAUCAUUGAAUGUUGUUCACCAACCUGUAUACAUAAUAUGCAUAUUGUAAGUUUAUGAAAACUUCACUGUGAUUUGUUUUUGGCUAAUUAAUUACUUUGCCACUGUAUAGUAAGCUGUAUUUCUAUUUAUGAUUGUAGCCUUGUCAAUCAGGUAACUAUUAUUUGUGCUUUAUGUUUUUAAUGAAAUUCAAGAAAGUGCUUUAAUUUCAGUAAAAUUAAUACAAUGCAAGUGGUUACCACACUGCACAAAUCUGUUUUAGUUUCAUAAGUAAAAUUAUCCAAGUAAACACGUUCUACCCCCUUAGCCAAACUGAGUGUGAUUAUCAAAUUGGCAGUUAUUAAAUAUAAUUCAAUGUUUGAAUGGGUACCAUUAUGUUCAAUUUUUUCAUGAAAUACUUUUCAUUGACAAAAAAAAAAAAAAAAAAAACCCAACCUAAAAAAAAAAUAAAAUCAUUCUCCAUGCAUGGUUAACAGUUGCACCAGCAGCCCUGCAGAUACUGUUUGCUGCUGUGUAUUAACAUUCUAGAUUAAUCUGUCAGUAGUAGCUCUUAGUGCCUUACAUGCAUGAAUACAGUGCAUCUGUACUGAUCUGAUGUCCUGAUUCAAAUUUGUAUACUAGAGUGGACACAUACUGUAAUGAAAUGGAUUUUGGUUUGGAUUGGUACAUAUUGUGAUUGAAAGAAGAAAGAUGUUGCAAUCUCAUACAGAGGAGAUGUGACAAACAUCAGCGGUUUACAUAAUUUAUAAAUAGUGUCAACCUAAUAAUUACUAGUAUGUAUGAGAAAAGGCUAUGGAGAUGACAGGUACAUGACAUACAUAAGGUAGUAUGAAAUUUAGGUUUAGGUGUGAAAUACCAGCUUUUAAAGAAUUUUAACCAAACCUUACACUGCAUUCCAUGUAUGACACAGCAGAUCUCUAGACAAUUACAGUACAUGUAUCAAAAUAGAAAACUAGGGCUACAAACAAAGCUAUCAGAGGCAGUCCAGAUAGGUGAUAGAGAAUACAAUGUAUGAAUGUCAUACAUCGAUAGCUUGAAAUUGGAAAAGGAAGGCAGACUGCCACGAGCAGCGCCGCAUUUGGAUGUGUCUGACGCUUGGAGCUUAACUUCCCUACGUUUCUCCUACAAAUGGGCCUUGAGCUUGUUUGGCUUGUAUUGUCAUCUGGUAUUGGUGUCUGAAAACGUAAAUAACGUCGAUCCGUGCCGAAAAAUCAGCUAACGAAUGCCGUUAGUAGUUAAAAAUUUUCCCAUGAUGUCUAGCGGUCAAAAUGUUAAUGAGCCAGGUUUCUAUUGGCCAGAGCCAUCCACUCACAGACUUUGGAUGUUUUCCCGUCCGCAUAAAUUUUUUUCGAUACCUCAAAUAAAACUUAUAUAACAACCUGAUUAGUUGAUUAGUCAGUUUCUCCAGGGUGACCAGAGCUGCGCACAGGUGUGGGACCUCACCAAAGACAUGUUAAC